Messenger RNA from Penaeus indicus, 842 nucleotides. RefSeq names its product serpin B3-like. The transcript has 4 exons. The record is from RefSeq and is a predicted model, not a curated record. The coding region runs from base 1 to 750 and encodes 249 amino acids. Lineage: Eukaryota; Metazoa; Arthropoda; Malacostraca; Decapoda; Penaeidae. Gene Ontology annotation, molecular function: serine-type endopeptidase inhibitor activity.
AUGGGAAUUGGCCUUUGCGCACACGUUCGUGAAGGGCACCACGCGCGGCAAGAUCCCCAAGAUGGUCGAACCUGCGGACCUGAUUUCCUCCAUGAUGGUCCUGAUCAACGCCGUCUACUUCAAGGGCCUGUGGAAGGUGCAGUUCGACUCGAGGACCACCCGGCUCGCGCCCUUCACGACGGCGUCGGCAAUCGGACGCAGGUGGAGAUGAUGAGGGUGGAAGCGGAGUUCAACAUCGGAAUGUCGGAGGAGCUGGAGGCUCAGGUCCUGGAGAUGCCGUACCGAGGGGAAGGAGCGUCCAUGUUCGUUCUGCUGCCUCGAGACCGAAGCGAGGAGGCUCUGGAGAUGAUGGUCGAGCGUCUGACGGGCGCGACGCUCAAGUCUGCCAUGAGGAAGCUGAGCAGCAGGAACGUCACCGUCGGCCUCCCCAAGUUUAAGCUGGAGACGAGCAUUCGGGACGAACUCAAGAUCGGUCUGACCAGCAUGGGCAUCGGCGACCUGUUCUCUCCCGUGGCCGCAGACAUGUCCACCUUCUCCCCCAGCGAGCGCCUGGUCCUCAACGACGGCAUCCACAAGGCAGUCAUCGAGGUGAACGAAGAGGGCUCGGAGGCGGCGGCGGCGACGGCGCUCUUCUUCGGCAGGAGCGCCAGGAGGAAGCCGUCCUUCGUGUGCAACCGGCCCUUCCUCUUCUUCAUCCUUGACAAGGCCACCAGCAACGUGCUCUUCAUGGGGGCGUUUAGGGAGCCCUAGGUGAUGGGAAUUGGCCUUUGCGCACACGCAUAGGUAGACACACAUACGCACACGCAUCUUCACACACAUUUACACGUAGGUAUACACACACA